Molecule: messenger RNA, 5813 nt
Organism: Miniopterus natalensis
Lineage: Eukaryota; Metazoa; Chordata; Mammalia; Chiroptera; Miniopteridae
Source: RefSeq, a predicted model, not a curated record
GGGUCCAUGAAGGCAUCGCCAGAAACACAGACCAGACGCGAGGCACAGCAAAAAGGCUGCCUGGUGAGUGGCUACUCCAUGACCCCCCCGACCCUGAACAUCACGGAGGAGACGCACGUCAUUGACUCCAGUGACAGCCUGUCCAUCUCCUGCAGGGGGCAGCACCCCCUCCAGUGGGCCUGGCCAGGGGCUCAGGAAGCGCCAGCCACAGGGGGAAAGGACAGCGAAGACAUGGGGCUUGUUCGAGACUGCGAAGGCACAGAUGCCAGGCCCUACUGCAAGGUGCUGCUGCUUCCCGAGGCCCAUGCCAACGACACGGGCAGCUAUGGCUGCUACUACAAGUACAUCAAGGCCCGCAUCGAGGGCACCACCUUGGCCAGCACCUAUGUAUUCGUAAGAGACUUGGAGCAGCCAUUCAUCAACAAGCCAGGCACACUCCUGGUCAACAGGAAGGACUCCAUGUGGGUGCCCUGCCUGGUGUCCAUCCCCGGCCUCAACAUCACGCUGCGCUCGCAAAGCUCAGUGCUGCAGCCUGAUGGGCAGAACGUGGUGUGGGACGACCGCCGGGGCAUGCGGGUGUCCACUCCGCUGCUGCGCGACACCCUGUACCUGCAGUGUGAGACCACCUGGGGUGGCCGGUCCUUCCUAUCCAACCCUUUCAUCGUGCACAUCACAGGCAACGAGCUCUAUGACAUCCAGCUGUUUCCCAAGAAGUCGAUGGAGCUGCUAGUCGGGGAAAAGCUGGUUCUGAACUGUACCGUGUGGGCCGAGUUCAACUCCGGCGUCACCUUUGACUGGGACUACCCAGGGAAGCAGGCUGAGCGGGGGAAGUGGGUGCCAGAGCGGCGCUCCCAGCAGACUCACACAGAGCUCUCCAGCAUCCUGACCAUCCACAACAUCAGCCAGCACGACCUGGGCCCAUACACAUGCGAGGCCAACAAUGGCAUCCAGCGGUUCCGGGAGAGCACCGAGGUCAUUGUGCACGAAAAGCCCUUCAUCAGCGUUGAGUGGCUCAAGGGUCCUGUCCUGGAAGCCACGGCGGGAGACAAGCUGGUGAAACUGCCCGUGAAGCUUGCAGCGUACCCCCCACCGGAGUUUCAAUGGUACAAGGACAGAAAGGCUGUUUCGGGGCGCCACAGUCCACAUGCCCUGGUGCUCAAGGAAGUGACAGAGGCCAGUGCAGGCAUCUAUACUCUUGCCCUGUGGAACUCCAUGGCCGGCCUGAAGCGCAACAUCAGCCUGGAGCUGGUGGUGAAUGUGCCCCCCAACAUCCAUGAGAAGGAGGCCUCCUCCCCCAGCAUCUACUCCCGCCACAGUCGACAGGCCCUCACCUGUACUGCCUACGGGGUGCCCCCUCCUCUCAGCGUCCAGUGGUACUGGCGGCCGUGGACGCCCUGCAAGACCUUCACUCAGCGCAGCCUCAGGCGGCAACAGCGAGACCGCAUGCCACAGUGCCGGGACUGGAGAGAGGUGACCACGCAGGACGCUGUGAACCCCAUUGAGAGCCUAGACAGCUGGACCGAGUUUGUGGAGGGGAAGAACAAGACGGUGAGCAAGCUGGUGAUCCAGGACGCCAAUGUGUCCGCCAUGUACAAAUGCAUGGUCUUCAACAAGGUGGGCCAAGACGAGCGGCUCAUCUACUUCUACGUGACCACCAUCCCCGACGGCUUCAGCAUUGAAUCGGAGCCAUCGGAGGAGCCCCUAGAGGGCCAGGCCGUGCGCCUGAGCUGCCAGGCCGACAACUACACUUACGAGAAUCUGCGCUGGUACCGCCUCAACCUGUCCACACUGCACGACGCACACGGGAACCCGCUGCUGCUCGACUGCAAGAACGUGCACCUGUUUGCCACGCCGCUGGCCGCCAGCUUGGAGGAGGCGGCGCCGGGGGCGCGCCACGCCACGCUCAGCCUGACCAUCCCCCACGUGGCACCCGAGCACGAGGGCGACUACGUGUGCGAGGUGCAGGACCGUCACAGCCACGACAAGCACUGCCACAAGAAGUACCUGUCGGUGCACGCCCUGGAAGCCCCGCGGCUUACGCAGAACUUGACCGACCUCCUGGUGAACGUGAGCGACUCCCUGGAGAUGCGGUGCCCGGUGGCGGGGACACACGUGCCCAGCAUCAUGUGGUACAAAGACGAGAGGCUGCUGGAGGAAAAGUCCGGAAUCGACCUGGCCGACUCCAACCAGAAGCUGAGCAUCCAGCGCGUGCGCGAGGAGGACGCGGGCCGCUACCUGUGCAGCGUGUGCAACGCCAAGGGCUGCGUCAACUCUUCGGCCAGCGUGGCCGUGGAAGGCUCCGAGGACCGAGGCAGCAUGGAGAUCGUGAUCCUUGUGGGCACCGGGGUCAUAGCCGUCUUCUUCUGGGUCCUCCUCCUCAUCAUCUUCUGCAACAUAAGGAGGCCAACCCACGCAGACAUCAAGACCGGCUACCUGUCCAUCAUCAUGGACCCCGGGGAGGUACCCCUGGAGGAGCAGUGUGAAUACCUGUCCUACGAUGCCAGCCAGUGGGAGUUCCCCCGGGAUCGGCUGCACCUCGGGAGAGUCCUGGGCCACGGGGCCUUCGGGAAGGUGGUGGAAGCCUCGGCUUUCGGAAUCAACAAGGGCAGCAGCUGUGACACUGUGGCCGUGAAAAUGCUGAAAGAGGGCGCCACAGCUAGCGAGCACCGCGCCCUGAUGUCGGAGCUGAAGAUCCUAAUCCACAUUGGUAACCACCUCAACGUGGUCAACCUCCUGGGGGCGUGCACCAAGCCUAACGGCCCCCUCAUGGUGAUCGUGGAGUUCUGCAAGUACGGCAACCUCUCCAACUUUUUGCGCGCCAAGCGGGAGGCCUUCAGCCCCUAUGCAGAGAAAUCCCCCGAGCGGCGAAGGCGCUUCCGGGCCAUGGUGGAGGGUGCCAAAGCUGAUCGGAGGAGGCCCGGGAGCAGUGAGAGGGCCCUCUUUACCAGGCUCCUGAUGGGCAAGGGCGAGGCGGGGCGGGCCACUCCCGUCCAAGAAGCCGAGGACCUGUGGCUGAGCCCGCUGACCAUGGAAGACCUUGUCUGCUACAGCUUCCAGGUGGCCCGAGGGAUGGAGUUCCUGGCCUCCCGUAAGUGCAUCCACAGAGACCUGGCUGCUCGGAAUAUCUUGCUAUCAGAAAGCGAUGUGGUGAAGAUCUGUGACUUCGGCCUGGCCCGGGACAUUUAUAAGGAUCCUGACUACGUGCGCAAAGGCAGCGCCCGGCUGCCCCUGAAGUGGAUGGCGCCUGAGAGCAUCUUUGACAAGGUGUACACCACACAGAGUGAUGUGUGGUCCUUUGGGGUGCUGCUCUGGGAGAUCUUCUCCCUGGGGGCCUCCCCGUACCCAGGGGUGCAGAUCAACGAGGAAUUUUGCCAGCGGCUGAAAGAGGGCACCCGGAUGAGGGCCCCAGAGCUGGCCACUCCUGCCAUACGACGCAUCAUGCUAAGCUGCUGGUCUGGAGACCCCAAAGAGAGGCCUGCAUUCUCAGAGCUGGUGGAGAUACUGGGGGACCUGCUCCAGGGUGGGGGCUGGCAGGAGGAGGAGGACUGCAUGGCACCCUGCAGCUUGAGCUUGGAGGAGGGCAGCUUCUUGCAGGCGUCCACCACAGCCCUGCAUGUCCCCGAGGCUGACGCCACCAAGGAGGGCAGCUGGCCAAGCCUGCACCGGCACAGCCUGGCUGCCAGAUAUUACAAUUGUGUGUCCUUUCCUGGGAGCCUGGCCAGAGGGGCUCAGACCCAGGGUCCCUCCAGGAUGAAAACGUUCGAAGAAUUUCCCAUGACCCCAACGACCUACAAGGCAUCGGUGGAUAACCAGACAGACAGCGGGAUGGUGCUGGCCUCCGAGGAGUUUGAGCAGCUGGAGAGCAGGCACAGACAAGAAGGCGGGCUCAGCUGUAAAGGAGCCGGCUGGAAUGUGGACGUGACCAGGGCGCACCCUGACCCCCAGGGGCGGCGGCGGAGGCCCGACCGGGGCCCGCAGGGAGGCCAGGUGUUCUACAACAGCGAGUAUGGGGAGCUGGUGGGGCCGCGUGGGGAGGGCGACUGCACCCCACUGGCCCGCGCACCCUUCUUCGCAGAUAACAUCUACUGAGGAGGCUCUGGCAAGGCCCCCACGGCCCUGGGCUCCCACAGUUGGCAGGGCCAUGCUUGGCAGGGCAAGCGGAGGGUUGGAGACCCAGGCUGGGAGCUCAUCUCCUUUGGUCCAGCCAGGAGGCGUUUCCUCCACCCUGUCUACCCCUUCCUAGCUAUGAAGAGCAAAACCUAAGCUCCAGGGCUCCCCAAACUCCAUCACCACACCGGCCCAGGACUUCCCCAUGGACCCCCAGGACCCUUCUCCCCUUCACAUCAGAUUCCAUUUAGUUUAACAUCCCUAGAGCCCAGCCCUGGGCCAGGCACUCCCAGUGGGAUGUCCCUUUGAUUGCCUCCUCCCACGACGGCUGCCAGUAGCGUGGUCCCCAUUUUCUGAUGAGGAAUUUGAGGGUCUGACAUUCACAGAUGAUGUGGGCGAAGCCAGACUUGAGCUGCAGCCUCCCGGCCCCCUCCUCAAACGCUGUUUCUUCCCCUGGGCAGGCCUUUCUCUCUUGCAGCUCCAGGGCUAAAGGGACAGUCCCUUAUUCUCAUCUCAAAGCACGAUGAGGAGUGGUGGGGGUGGGGCGUUCCUCCCGAGCCCAGGCGAACAGCUCACCACCUCAGGGGCAGCUGUCUCUGCAGCGCCCCUUACACCCACCCUCCACUGAGUGGGAAUGAGCCUACGGAUUAUUUUCUUUAGAACUUCAGACACUGAGCUGCUGUGAAGAAUUUACUUUUUUAAAACUUCAGUCUGAAGGGAGCCCAGGGAAAUUCUUUCUGAAUCUAGAUGGUUCUUGCCCCUGCUCCCCAGUUGGUGCCAUCAUAGCAGACGCAGCCACGGCCUCUUCUGGAGGAGGCUCCAGCCCCACCUGCCGGCCCAGAAUUGGAAGAAGCAGCUGACGGUCUAGUGCAGCCCCUUUUGAAAAAGUGCUUGGUUCUUCCCUCUGGGGCCUGGAUCUGCCGCCCGAGGCACCUCCCAAGCUGUGAAGGUCCUUAUGCCCGGUGAACACCAGGGACUCCACGGCAGAAGGCUCCAUGCCACCAGGCAAUCAGCAGAUGUUCUUGUGGCCUCAGGAGCCUCAGGAGGACCCUUUCUCCUGUCCCCUGGUCUCUGCCCGAUGUCGGUGUCCUGGCAGUUCAAGCGUCUGUCGUCACAAGGGAGCAGUCAAGGACCCUCUGGAGGCUGGAGCCAUUCUGUUCAGACCCCCACCCCAGCUCACACUGCCCAGCCACCCCCACCCUCAGGAGAAGGAAGACCCUCCUCCCAGUUAGCGCCACAGAGAUGGACACCUCACCCCCACCACACGAGACGCUUGCAGGACAGGCGACCGUGCAACGAGCAGGGGCUUGCCUAGACUCCCCCACCCCACCCCAGUGUGUAUUGUGUCUUCAGGAUACCUACAGUGCACAUGUGACCGAUCUUCAUGGUCCCCGCUGGACCUGCUCCUUUGAUGCCACAUGACUGUGAGACUUGGGUCUCAGGUUUACCUGGUAGAGAGGUUCAGAGGCUGUUAGAGAAGCCACAUGCAUGAUGCAGGUGCAGAGCCUGACCCCCCAGGCGCCUCCCUGUGCAUGCCACCUGUGCCACCUCUCCUGUCACAACCGCACACACGAAAAAUGUACUGGGAAGAAAACCUACCAUGCCCUUGUACACCCAGUGCUCCGAAAAGAUCUGAAAUAUUUAACAAAAGAUAAUAAUAAAUUUGAUGCCAGUCUUUGAGUUACAAUGAAUGGGUUCUCAGUUAA